AACAAUUAUUAACAGAAAUCAGAAAUUGUUUGAUGAAAUAAUUCAUUAAUAGAAAUUAUAAAAUAUAUAUAAAUGAAGAGGAAAGAAUAUUAUAUUUAAACCUUUGAAAAUGUUCAUUUAAUAUGCCUACACCCUCAAAAAUACCAAAAUGCUAGAUUCUUCUCCUGAAGAUGAGGAUUUUCCAGGAAGAUUAUUGCAUCAAGCCGCUUUGUGGGACAAUACAGAACUAUUGGAAGAUCUUCUUGAAGGAGGUCAGAGAGAGUUCAUUAAUUCUCAGGAUAGUUGGGGGAGGACUCCUCUACAUGCUGCGGCAAUCACUGACAACUCACUCUGCCUGAAAAUACUCCUUGCAAAUGGUGCUAACCCGAAUAUUCCAUGUGGCCCGAGAGGGGAAAAUAAAACCCCCUUACAUCUUAGUGCGGAACAUGGUCACAUUACAAAUGUAUCCAUGUUAUUAGAGCAUAAUGUUGAUCUCUUACAGAGAGAUUACAAUGGUAUGACAGCAACAGAUUUAGCGGAUAAACUGGGACAUAAUUCUUGUGUAUCUCUAUUGAAGAGUGCUGCAGAUGCCAGAGAGAAGAACAGACAGAGCAGCCACUCAGCCCUCAGGGUGGCCUGCACGCAGGGUGACGUCACUUCCGUUAAGCAGAUCAUCUCUUCCCUAUCCAAAGAUGCCGAGCUGAUAAUAAACAUGGCACCCAGUGGUGCCAACACUCUCCUCUUCCUAGCUUGCCAGGUAGGCAGCAAAGACAUAGUGAAGACGCUGCUGGAACACGGCGCAGACGCUAGAUACCACCCCAUAACGAAGUACUCGCCCCUUUACAUAGCCUGCUAUCACGGCCACCAGGAGAUCGUGGAGAUCCUGCUGUUGCGCUUUCCCGAGCUGGUGCAACAGCACACCGUCGAGAGGUGGCUGCCCACUCACGCCUGCUGCAUCAACGGCCACGCGGGCGUCCUAUCUUUGCUCUUCAAUUUUCCUUAUCCAAGUCACGUCCUACGCAAAUAUAGAGAUGCAACCGAAAAAUGGGAAUACUUCAUGCCUUUCGACAUCAACGAGAGAGAUGCUAGUGGACAGAAUAUUUUGUAUCUGGCUUGCCUGCUUGGCAACAAGGCCCUCCUCGACGUCAUUAUUUCCUUCAAAGUCAGAGCAACCAGAGUCAGAAAGGACGAUGAGGUCGUCUCCCCACUAGUUGAAGAGGCGGCCACGCCCCUCAGUCCUAAUAAACGCAGGAUAUCGGACGGCAUCCAGUCCAUCAUGUCCAAGCUGAAUCUAGCCAGGAGCCCCUCCGUGGACAAAAGCGAAGUGUCCUCGCACCAGGUCUCUGUUUGUCCCCUCAAAGUGGACAUGUACUGCAACAACAACACCGAGACGGCUCUGCAUGCAGCCGUCAAGGGGAAGCACUACGAGAUCGUUGCCGCUCUCCUGAAGAUGAAGGCGGAUCCAAACGCCAAGAUCAGGGUGUACCACGACAUCGGAGACAAUUUCACCUGUUCCAUGUUAGAAGAAGACUUGAACUCUGUCGAAUCAACCGCUCUAGAAGAGGCCUGUUCCAACAGAGACGUCGCCGUUGUCGAUCUACUUCUUAAGAACGGGGCCAGAGAUGAUGAUUGUAAGGCCCUGGUGAUAGCGUUCAAGAACAAGGAUGAAACGCUGGUGGCCAAACUUCUGUCGACAAAGGCCCAUCCGGAUAUCGAGUUCAAGAUCAACAAGAAGGCCAUGACGGAGAGCGUGAACGGUCCCCAAUACAGGCUGUUCUCCAACGUGACCCAGCUGACGUACAGCGCCAUGUUCCCAAACGCGCCAACCAUGAUCAACUGGCACAACCAGAAGUGCAACCUGAACCACGUCAAGAAGCAGUGGCUAGUCGACUGCGCCCUGCACCUGAACCCCAAGCUGAAGCAGAAUCCGAGGAGCCACGACCUCUCCCUCUACGCCGUGACGCGUCUGGACAUCUCCAACAACAGCCUGACAACUGUCCCCUUGGUGAUCUUCCAGCUGAACAGCCUGAGACACCUGAACCUGUCGCAGAACAAGAUCGAGAAGCUGCCCUUACCCGAAGCUCCACCGAAGGAGAGGAAAGCGGGGUCGAGGAAGAACAGCCAACCUGCGGAACCUCACAGGUUCUCCUGUCCCUGUCUGGAGGAGCUGUACCUGCAGGACAACAGGCUGGACAACAUACCGGAUGAGAUAUUCAAGUUGCCUGCCCUGACGACGCUGGUGGUGUCCAACAACAAAUUGCAGCAGUUGCCUUUCAGCAUGUGGCACGCUGCCAAGUUGAAGGAGCUGAAUGUCUCUUUCAAUUUCCUGAAGGAGCUGCCUACAAAUUACGAGGCAAAAGAAGAUCUGGACCGGAUAAGCAUGAGCUCUAGUGAUAGUCAACUGUCAAAUUAUUUGGAAGAGGGCGAAGGGGGGCAGCGACAUCUGGAUUUCGAUUACGAAACUAAAUUCUCGUUGGAGGAGAAUAUACAGGUUCGCUACAGGCAAAAGGAGAGAGUCAUGAGCCAGAUCGAACUGACCAAACACCACAUCUGGACCAAGAACGUGGACGUGACCGAUCAGGUGCACCACAACAGCGAGACCACGGUCGAGCACAGCUCGCAGUUGUCCGCCCUGAACCUAGCGCACAACCUCUUCACCAGCAUCCCUGUGUCCCUGUCCUGUCUGGCCGUCAACCUGACCAGACUGAACAUGGCCUUCAACAGUCUGCGUUCCAUGUCGCACAUCACCAGCUACCCCAGCUCGCUGAGGCAGCUCGAUCUCAGUCACAACCAGAUCAGCUGCUGGCCCAGUCUGCCUCAGGUGGACACCCAGGACGUGAUGGAGCUGGCCAAUAUAGCCUGCUACUCCGUGGCCAACAACCUGAAGGAUAAGAAUCCAUCCAUAGCAGUUCAGCGUCAGUCUUCCAGAUCGGUGAGAAACACAGUUCUGCACACUGUCUGUUCCCACCGUAGACACCUACGUCUGGACAAUCUAAGGACACUGCUGUUGGCCAACAACCACCUGACCAGGAUCCAGCUGACCACUGACGACGAUGGCGACCUCUUCAACGACGAAGACAGCGCCGACAGGGUCGCUUCGAGCAAGAUCCGUCUCAUGUUUCCUAACCUGUCGAUGUUGGACAUCAGUAACAACAGUCUGAAGGAUGUACCUACUAACAUUCACGAACUAAACAAUUUGUCUGUGCUCAACGUUAGCGGAAAUCUAGAGAUAACCGAUUUGCCGCCCCAGAUGGGCCUGUUGUCCAGGCUGUGGAACCUGAACACCAGAGGCUGCCCGCUCCAGGAGCCCCUCAGGUCGAUGAUAGAGAGCAAGAAGUACAAAACGAUGGACAUCAUCGGUUACCUCAAGUCCGUGCUGGAGGACGCCAAGCCCUACGCCAGGAUGAAACUGAUGAUCGUGGGCAUCCAGGGCAUCGGGAAGACCAGCCUGCUGGAGCAGCUGAGACAGGAGGGGAUCACCAGGAAGCGAUCGGAGCACUGGAUGAAGAGAGUGGGCAGCAAGAACUUGAACAUGAAGCCUGUGAAGGGUAUGAAUAUAUCCACGGUGGGAGUGGACAUAGGCGACUGGAUAUUCGAAAAGAAAAUCAGGAAUCAGUCCACUCAUGGUCCAGUCAUCUUCCGUACUUGGGAUUUUGGGGGCCAAAAAGAAUACUACGCCACGCACCAAUACUUCCUAUCGAAACGCAGCCUAUACCUGGUGGUCUGGAAGAUAUCGGACGGCCAGAGGGGCAUCGGCGAGAUCCUGCAGUGGCUGGUUAACAUCCAGGCCAGGGCCCCAAACGCCCCCGUCCUCAUAGUGGGCACCCACUACGACGUGAUCCAGGAGAUCAACCCCGCCAUAUCUGAAGCCUACCAGCAGAUCAUAAGGGACAGGUUCAUCAACAUCGUGGACCCGGAGAAGUGCGGCCUGCCCAGGGUGCUGGACACGAUCGAGGUCAGUUGCAGGACGAGGCACAACGUUAAGCUGCUCUGCAACCUCAUCUACGACACUGUGUUCAGCAUCAGGUUGCCUGGAAGCAAGGAGCUCCUACUGGAACAGAAAGUGCCUGCUUCCUACCUGGCCCUGGAAGACGUGGUCAAUCACAUCUCCUUCGAAAGGAAAAUGAACGGUCUUGACCCCGUGCUCAACGCUGAACAAUACAAGUCGAUUGUGUCGGUCGAGAUGCAACAGCGUUUCAACAGAACCUUCAGAGACCAUUCCGAGCUUCAUCAGGCAACUAUGUUCCUUCACGACAACGGUGUCCUCCUCCACUACGACGACGCCACCCUGAAAGACCUAUACUUCCUGGACCCCCAGUGGCUGUGCGACAUGCUGGCCCACGUGGUCACCAUCAGGGAGAUAAACCCCUUCGCCAAGACUGGCAUCAUGAAGCUGGACGAUCUGAGACACAUCUUCAGGUCCAACAACAUCGGGGGCAUGGACACCAAGGGCUACAUCGUAAACCUGCUGAACAAGUUCGAGGUGGCCCUCACGUGGGAUUCGAGGACCCUCCUGAUACCCUCACUGCUACCCACGGAGGAGGAGAUGAUCAACUCGCAGGUCUAUCCGGAACUGGGGAACCUCCUGGUUAAGGUGAAGGUGCCCAUAAGGUCCAGGGGAUGGGCGGUGCGCAACAAGAAGAUCACAAUGUCACCGAAGUCGAUGCUGUAUCAGAAUCCAGAGUUUCAGAUGAGCCUGCCAUCCAGUUCUUCUUCUUCUCAUAGGAGUUCUGAACCGGAGGAAGCUUCCACGUCCAGAUACAAACUGAGCAGUUGUCCUUCAGGAAGGUCAAUCUCCAGAUUGCUGCUGAUGUCCUACUUCCCCUCCGGUUUCUGGUCCAGGUUGAUAUCUCGUCUGUUAGCUGACGACACCAUCACCGACAUCAUCAGGUCCUUCUUUGUGGUGCCGAAAGAUCUGGUUCAGGAUCCAGAUCUGUGGAAACUGCUGGACGUCAAAGCGGACUGGAUACUGUGGCAGACGGGGGUUGAACUGCGCUACGGAGACGUCACCCUGUUUAGGCUGAAGGAAGUGCUGCACACCUCCGACGACAUCUACAGACACAUGAGGUUCCGUAUUAAACAAGAGGGCAUAUGGACGGACGUCGACCUGGAGAACAGCUCCAUCCUCGAGAUCUACUUUCCCCUCGACUCCCUAGUGGUGAAAAGAGGCGACGAAGACGAGACAGUUCUGAAGAGCACCAUUGAGAGUACCGCACAGCUGCUGGCGCUGGCUGUGGACCACAUCGACAUCCUGCUGGAGGACUGGUACCCCACGCUCGGCACCAGGUUCGUGCACACCUCGGAGGGAAAGUUCCUGAUCACCCGUCUGGUGCCGUGCCCAAUGUGUUUGUCGCACGCUGCCGAAGGCGACCACGGGUGUCCCUUCAAGGAUCCGCAUGACGCGUCCAGAACGGCCGGCGGCGGCGAUUUCUACCUAGACCAGCAGGCCCCCAGCGUACCACGGAAGUCGCAGGAGUCCAUAAUCUCCGAGAGCGACAGCGGCGUCGGUCACGACUCGGAGUGCUCCAGCAGGAUGGCGUCAGUCGAGGGACAUCCGGCCAUCGCGGUAGGCGGAGACCGGUGCUCUGGCGGCGACCCCACGAACUACUCCUGGAUGGUGGAGGAAUGCAUCCUGGCCGCCUACGACGCCAAGGUGGUCAAGUGUCCCCUGCACGGGGACAUCCCCUUGGCCGAGAUAGCACCAGAUUCGAUCUUCAUGGACCUGGGCGACCGUCACGUGAUCCGAUCGGAGAACGUGAAACGGGGCAGGCUGUUGGGCAGAGGCGCGUUCGGCUUCGUCUUCGUCGGCAGUUGCAAGCUGCGCGGCGGCGAUGUACGCGACGUGGCCAUGAAGAUGCUCCAGCCCGUCCAGCCGGACACCAACGCUGGCCAGUCGGCCGUGGUCGCUUAUAAGGCUGCGCAGGCGAAAUGGGAACGAGAUCCUCUCCAGUACGCGUGCAAAGCCUACUGCACCGCCCGGCAGGAGCUCAACAUCCUGAUGAGCCUGAAACACCCGCACAUCGUGCCUCUGGUCGGCCUGUGCACCAAUCCGCUCGCGCUGGUCCUCGAUCUGGCCCCUCAGGGCGCCCUGGACCUGGCCCUGAGGCACUACAGACGUUCUGGCGCCUCCUUGACUCCUUCUACCUUACAGGCCGUCGUCCUUCAGGUGGCCAAGGCGAUCGAGUACCUGCACCGUCAGCGCAUCAUCUACAGGGACCUGAAGUCGGAGAACGUGUUGGUGUGGCGGAUGCCGGCCCCCUUCGAACCGGACGAGCAGGAGGACGCGCGUCGCCCCACCACGCUGAUCAAGCUGGCCGACUACGGCAUCAGCAGGCUCAGCCUGCCCUCCGGCACCAAGGGUUUCGGGGGCACGGAGGGCUUCAUGGCCCCGGAGAUCAUGAUGUACAACGGCGAGGAGGAGUACACGGAGAAGGUGGACUGUUUCUCUUUCGGCAUGCUGGUGUACGAGCUGCUCACACUGCGUCAGCCCUUCGAAGGUCACGACUCGAUCAAGGAGUGCAUCUUGGAGGGGGGCAGGCCGCCGCUGACGUACAGGGAGACCUUGUACCCCAGCUACUUCCUGGAUCUGAUGGUGUUGUGCUGGUCCCAACAGCACAAGCAUCGACCGACAGCCAGUCAGAUAGUAUCGAUAGCGAGCGCCCCAGAGUUCACUCAUCUCAGCGACGUCGUCUCCCUCAAGCACCAAUCGGAUGUGGUCGCCGCCGCGAGCAUCGGUCUGACACACAUAACAGAUGACGGCCUUCCCGGAUCGGAGAUGUGGCUGAUGUGCGCCAACUCGCGCAUCGACCUCCUGCUCUCGGCCAACCGUUGCUGGAUGCAGUACCACACCAUGAUGCUGCCGAUCAGGGCUACGGCCACCUGCACGGUAGCGCACAUGAUCUGGAUCGGCGAUUACUCCGGCAAGAUACACGGUUACCAGGCUUGCGACGCGCACAUGCUGUUCACCUACGCGCUGGAGAACGACGCCAGCGUCCAGGUGGAGGCGCUGCUCUACCUGGAACCGCUGAAGAGGGUGGCCUGCGCCCUCUCCAACGGCCGUCUGUUCCUGGUCAACUCGGAGGCGAUCCCGUCCACGCCCACUGCCGCAGAAGGCACCUUCGUCAUGACCGAGCUGGGUUCCAGCACCAUCAUCUACUGCAUGUGCGCCGUCUUCUGUCAGGACAAGCAGACUUGCGAAAUAUGGUGCGGUGGCGACAAUGGCUUCAUAUCGAUCUACACGAUCAAGGACCAGGUGGUGGCAGGACACGAGACCAUCAACCACUUCAAUCCGUUGGUCGAAGAAGUGAACGUGAUGAAUCUCAUAGCGGCCGAUAGGACGGUGUGGUCUUACGUACAGCCCGGAUGCGUCGUCUACAGAUGGGACGCUGAGUUCAAGGCUAUCGUUGACAAAUUGGACUGUUCCAAGUUGGUGCCUUGUUCCGAGAGUCUCAAAUCGAUCGCCAUUGAGGAACACCUCAGUCCGACCAAGUGCCAGGUGUCGAGCAUGGCAGUUUUAGGGAACGAGAUCUACAUUGGCACCACAUGGGGCUGUAUAAUAGUCGCGGAAAGUUACACACUUAGGCCCAUCACGAUAUUCAGACCUUAUGAAGAAGAGGUGAGGGCAAUAGUGCCUCUGUCGUUUUCCAAAAACAGCGAGAAGCAGAAAAAUUCCCUGAUAGCCACCAUCGGUAGAGGAUACAGGAAUUUAUUGACUAGGUACACCGAUGUCCAAAUCAACAAUUUGAGUAAUAGCCUGACUAGUCCAACUUUAGGAAAAAACUCCACUGUUUCGUCCUUGAAUCAGAAUAUGUUUGUGCUGUUGUGGAGGGCAAGAGAUUGGAAUGCUGUAUGAUCAUUUUAGGUAUAACUGUACGGACAAAGUUAUUUAUUUAUAGAAUUUAGAGAGAAUACAUUUUUAUUCAACUACUAUAAAGAAAAAAGUACUGAAAACACCAAAUAGUUGUUUUUAUUUUUAGGCAAUAUAAAAUUAUUUUUCCUAAUUAUAUUUAUUCUGGAAUUAUAUAUGUCUGUAAAGGAAAAUAUUAUUUCAUCCAAAAAUGAAUUUUCAAAAAGGAAAACCAUAAAAGUCCCGAUGUGAAUUUUUGUUCGAUAUAUUCGUUCAGGAUUUAUUUAUUGACUGAUUGUGAAGAUAAUUACCGAAGAAUAUUGAAAUGAUUUGAUGGAAAGUGGGGAUGUAUAUAACGAAUUAUAUUUUUACUAUUUAAUGUACCAAACAAAAAAUGAAUUAAAUACAUAACUCUUGUGUUCAUAGCAUUUCUCAUUCAUACUGAAAUGAAUAAUUAUUAUUUGAUAAUUUACCCUAAUAUGACUUUUUGAUCUGUGAUUAUUUCUUGUCAUUUAUUGUUCUUUUUUAUAUAAAGAAUAUUUCUCUGAA
This is a messenger RNA of Harmonia axyridis, 8374 nucleotides long. RefSeq names its product leucine-rich repeat serine/threonine-protein kinase 1 (gene Lrrk). The record is from RefSeq and is a predicted model, not a curated record. The transcript is spliced from 29 exons. Lineage: Eukaryota; Metazoa; Arthropoda; Insecta; Coleoptera; Coccinellidae. Gene Ontology annotation, biological process: protein phosphorylation. Bases 149 to 7831 code for a protein of 2560 amino acids. Gene Ontology annotation, molecular function: ATP binding; protein kinase activity; protein binding.